GAUGAAGCGCCCUUUUCAAUCAUGAUAGAAAAAAGGUCGCUCACAGCACUCAUCUUCGAUCCAGGCGGAGCGCCGAAAACGCGCGAAUUUGAACGGUGCAAAGAGAUUCAAAGGCCGGAGAGAUGGACUCUGUCGAGAUUGUCGUGGUAGCGUCGCCCUUUGCGAACCUGGCUCCCCUCUAUGAGGCGGAUUCAGACGCCGACGCGCUGCUCAUUGUGCCGCCAUCCAACAAUACCAUUGCCUUGCGCAGUGAGCUGCCCUCCCAUCCCAAUGGAAUCGACAGCGAGCAGAACGGCCGGGGAGCGGCGACAGGUGUUCUUCAGACAGGCUUGCGCAUCAAGGCCUCCUCGAAACACCUCGCACUCGCUUCGCGCGUCUUCAGGAACAAGCUGCAGUUCGGCAACGCAAGGGCAGCGCGGCAAUCCGACGGUCGCAUUCAUCUCAGGCUCGCUGAGGGAUUCCAUCCGACAGCGGUCAGCAUCGUCAUCAACGCGAUCCACGGCCGGGGUUCGAAGGUUCCGAGGAACGUCGACCUAGAAAUGCUUGCCCAUAUCGCCCUCUUUGUCGACCGUUUCCAACUCCUCGACGCUGUUGAGGUGUACGCCGACAGGUGGAUUUCCAACCUGGAGCAUUCCGAUCCAGACACCUUCAGCCGAGACCCAAUCCCCUGGAUCUACAUCAGCCACGUAUUCCGCCAGGGCGACAUCUUCAAAGAGGCUACGAAGCUAGCAGCUGCCCAAAGCUCCGGCCCUAUUUCAACCCUCGGCCUCCCUAUCAAGGAGAAGAUUAUCCACCACAUCGACGCCCAGCGUCAGGCCCUCCUCGGCCGCGCCCUGGCCCCGCUGCACCAGGCCGUCGACACCCUCGUGUCGGGCGCGGCCGCCUGCUCCAGCCACCACUGCGACUCCCUCCUCCUGGGCGAGCUGAUCAAGUCCCUGCAGGGGGGCGACCACGAGCGGGGACGGGAGCACGAGACGACGACGACGACGACGACGACGACGGCGACGGCGGGCCUGAUCUGGCCGCGGCCCGCGCGGCCGUUCCCGGGUCUCGGCUUCGCCUCCGUCGUGGGGCGCGUGGACCGCGGGCUGGCGGCGUACCGCCGGGCCGUCGAGGCCCGCGAGGAAGCGGAGCGGCAGCGGCGGCAGUCGGUCGAGGUCGAGCCCUGGUACAUGAAGAAGGGCGGCGGCCCCGGCCCCGGCCCCUCCACGCCCGGCCGGCCCGGGUGGGGCGUCGUCAGCGACCGGCUGCCCGUCACCCCCGCCGCGUCUCCCGAGCCGGUCUAUGCGAAUCCGCGGCAGGAGCCCGGGAGCGACGGCGGGGAGCGGCAUCAUCAUGAUCAUUGGUGUGGGACUGCCGGGAUCGUCGCCGCGCUGGGGGAGCUGCGGCGGUUGGGAGACGAGGUCGAGGGGUUGGUGCUGGAGGGGCGGCUUGGGUAUCUGCAGUAUUAGCAUGGGCCGACCGUCGCUCGCGGUGCUUUAUGGGAGAACAGCGCGGGAAUCGGGUGACAGAUCUUGAGAGAUGGGGGGGAACGAAAAGAAAACAACAAAGUCGGUGUACUAUAAUAUCACCCCAUGGCGGGCUCCUCCAGAGCGGUAAACUCCGUUGCGAGGAAGGGGCCCUGCAGACGAUCCCUCGGCUGUUUCUUUUUUUUCUCGAUUUCUUUUUUCCCCUCUUUCCUUUUAUUUCUCCGGAGGCACUAUACUCUCGCCGAAGUAUUAACAGGAUGGUUGUACAUGCCCCGGUAUUAUUGUUUCCUUGGCUCUGGUUCUAGGAGGUACCCAUCGAACCCAACAUUUCUUUUCCCCCGAAUCUGUCGACCAGAUACAUACAUACCUAGCCUACGCAUCCCACCAGUUUGAAGCGUUGUUUUCCGACA
Messenger RNA from Thermothelomyces thermophilus ATCC 42464, 1879 nucleotides. RefSeq lists its product as uncharacterized. Lineage: Eukaryota; Fungi; Ascomycota; Sordariomycetes; Sordariales; Chaetomiaceae. The transcript is spliced from 2 exons. The record is from RefSeq and is a predicted model, not a curated record. The coding region runs from base 123 to 1451 and encodes 442 amino acids.